This is a messenger RNA of Elaeis guineensis (African oil palm), 1246 nucleotides long. RefSeq names its product remorin 4.1. The record is from RefSeq and is a predicted model, not a curated record. NCBI's taxonomy places the organism in Eukaryota, Viridiplantae, Streptophyta, Magnoliopsida, Arecales, Arecaceae.
UGCUGUUGCUUUCACUCCAUUAAUCUCCAUUUAAUUUAUAUGUGGCUCAAACCAUCUUUACACCACCACUAAAGAGGAGAAAGCCUCCCUUUCCCCUCUCAUCAAACCAAUGGUCACUCGGAUCCCCCACCAUCUGGUUCGGCUCUCUUGACCUCUUCCCCUGCACCCUCCACCUUGACAUGUUGAAUGAUGAAAGACCUCACACCGGAGAAGAAGACCCCACCGCCCCCCCCGAUGAGAUCGAAAUCCGCGACAUCCACGCACUGACGCCGUCGUCCCAGCCGUCGUCGAGCCGCGGGCGGAGGAGGGAGUCGUGGGAGGCGAGCAGCCACCGCUCGUCGACGCUCUCCGUGGGGAGCGACGCCCUCGGCGAGCACUUCUCGACUAUGAGCAGAGAGUUCAACGCCAUGGUCGUCGCCGGAUCCACCAUGCAGAACGACAGCAGCACGAGCAACGGCAGCCAUGAGACGCCGAACCUCGUGAGGAUCGGAGAGGAGGAGCUCGAGGAGACGAACCCCCUCGCGAUCGUCCCCGAUCACAACCCCAUCCCUUCCCCCCGCCGUGCACCACCGCCGGCCGACUCCCCCGCCCCGCUGGAGGAGGUCUCGGUGCACCGGGUGAAGAAGGAGGAGGUCGAGUCCAAGAUAUCGGCGUGGCAGACCGCCGAGAUAGCCAAGGUAAACAACCGGUUCAAGCGAGAGGACGUGGUCCUCAAUGGAUGGGAAAGCGAGCAGGUCGAGAAGGCCACGGCAUGGUUGAAGAAAGUAGAGAGGAAGUUGGAUGAGGAGAGAGCCAAGGCGAUCGAGAAGAUGCAGAACGACGUGGCGAGGGCGCACCGCAAGGCGGAGGAGAAGAGGGCGUCGGCGGAGGCGAAGAGGGGAACGAAGGUGGCGAAGGUUUUGGAAUUGGCUAAUUUGAUGAGGGCUGUGGGUAGGGCCCCUUCCAAGCGCUCCUUCUUCUAGCUAUGCUUUCGCUCCCUCCCCCUGUUUCACGUUUUGUUAUUUCAACAAAUACUUUAGGGUUUGAUGUGCUGUAAGUUAAACAAGCCUUGGAACCUUUCAGUUUUAGUGAGUUCUGCUGUGAUUUGAAUGAAGUCUUACUGAAAAGAGGCAGAAUCUAUUGCAAGGGUGAAGGCCAAGUUUGCUGUAGAUUAAUUAGUAUGUAUGUUUGAUAAUCAAUUAAUGUGUUGCCUGGCAUUUUUCCUUGUAUCGAUUUGUCUAUCAAUAAGUUUGGCUCUUUUCUUUUU